GGCUUSCACAGUUCGUUUGCUUCCUCUGCCUUCUCAUAAAUUCAGAUUACUUUCCAAAACUGUUCUAUCGAAUCACUAAAUUCCCAAUAUGGCCGAAGGUGAGAUACUGGUCGUUGGUAUCGCUAUUUUGCUUUAUCUCUGUUUCCGAUUGGAAGCUCUCAGUGAUGGAUUCGCAGAUUCAUUCACUGGAUCACUGCAUUAAUCAUUCAACACCGUGCUCAGAUCUCAACAAUGCUCUUUUCUUUUCCACCAACUUGCGUUAUGGUAUGUUCGGUUCAUUUGAAUUCACGUGUUCAGUCGAAACUACCCCUCCYGUUUCCGAAGAGACUCAAGCCGAAGAACAGGCUCCGAUCACCAACGAAGAAUCGAAGGAACCGACUGCUGCUCCAGUCGCUGCCGAAUUCAAGAAGAAAAAGUCUAUGUUUUCAUCCUUUUGUGGCUGCUUUGGAGGAACUCCCGCCGUAGCGGAAGAAAAAAAAACGGAAGACGAAGUUAAGGAAGAAACCGACAAGCCCGCGGUGGAGGAUAAGCAAGAAGAUACCGAUGUCCAGGCUUAAAGAUGCAAGGCCUUUCGAAUCCCUCGUAGACCUGACGCACAUCGUGUCGUCCUGUCUUGUGUGUCACUCGUUUGUUAGAGUGUUCCCAUGRGAUUUCUAUAUGUAUUGAUUGAUAGAAUGAAUGGUGCUAUCGGUAUGCGACUGGCAGUAAAGUACAUAAAUCAAU
This is a messenger RNA of Pseudo-nitzschia multistriata, 723 nucleotides long. Lineage: Eukaryota; Bacillariophyta; Bacillariophyceae; Bacillariales; Bacillariaceae. The record is from the annotation of a GenBank genome assembly.